AUGGAACAUAAUCAUUCUGAUCAUCAUCAUCAUCAUCACGAUCACAAUCAUUCGGAUCACCAUCAUCAUCAUCGUCGUCACGAUCACAACCAUUCAGAUCAUCAUCAUCAUCAGGGUCACAAGAAAUCUAAAGAUGAAGUAGUUCACUCCAAUGAUCAUUCAAUGUUGCUUAAAAUGACAGCUGUAAUUGGAGCUGUGUACAUUCUGUAUGUAUUGGAAUUCAUUAGUGCUUCACCUAUGUGUAGAAAAAAAAAUAAAGCUACAAAAGCUGCAAAAACUUUCGCUGUAUCACAUAAUGCUUGGUCAGAUGGUGAAACUGGAAGUGACAAGAGUACUGAUAGUGGCUAUGGCCAUGUUACUGGUAUUGCUGAUGAACCAGUAGUUAUGUGUGGCCUUAAAAGUGCUGCAUUUGUGAUCAUUUUUGGUGAUGCAAUUCAUAAUUUCAUCGAUGGUAUUGCUGUUGGUGCAAGUUUUGUUGUUUCAAAUCCAUUUGGUAUAGCUACAAGCAUUGCUGUCGCAUGUCACGAACUACCGCAUGAAUUAGGUGAUUUCGCUGUUUUAAUUGAAUCUGGCCUUUCCAUUCCUCGUGCCAUGUUGCUGAAUUUUCUUUCUUCUCUAACUGCUUUUGCGGGCCUAUUUGUUGGCCUAGCAGCAAUUAGUGUGGACAGUGCUGUGGAGAUAUUGUUGGCCAUUACAGCUGGAAUGUUCCUGUAUGUUGCUUGGCUUGAUAUGUUAAUACAUUUGAAAAAGGAAUCAGCAUCGAUGAAUGACAAAUGGUAUGUGACAUUGUUUCUUCAAAAUAUUGGCUUUAUCUUAGGUUUCUUAAUUAUGUUCAUAAUUGGUUGGUAUGAAGAAGUACUUGCAUCACUUUAG
Molecule: messenger RNA, 873 nt
Organism: Brugia malayi
Lineage: Eukaryota; Metazoa; Nematoda; Chromadorea; Rhabditida; Onchocercidae
Gene: Bma-zipt-17.1
Exons: 6
Coding region: 1-873 (290 amino acids)
Biological process (GO): zinc ion import across plasma membrane; intracellular zinc ion homeostasis
Cellular component (GO): membrane
Molecular function (GO): zinc ion transmembrane transporter activity
Source: RefSeq, a predicted model, not a curated record